ACAGUGAAGCUGCCGUGAUGGGAGCCCUUACUGUUGGCCCCCAAAGUGGCCCAUGUCCCUUUUACUUAUCACUUACCUGGUUCUGGGCCAAGCCCCUUAAAGGGAACCGCCUUCACCUGGGAUGUGCCGUGCAGUGUUUGUUCCCUGGAAACCCUGGCCAGUUUGAAUUUUGAAAUGGAAAAGAAUAUGAGUUUCUUAGCAUUUGAGAAAACUUGGUGUGUGAUGCUAUGGUAACUUUUGGAAAAGUUGACUUAUUUUGGGUUGUCAUUUUCCCAACAAAGUUGCAACUGUAGCAGCAGAUGGAAUCUUUGGAUUUGCAUUUAACUUUCACAGCACCUUCAGAGUUCUGUUGGUUUCUCUUGCUUUUCUCUAACACUGCAGAGUCCUGUGUCCCCCCUCCCCCCCAGGACAUCUCACCAUGGGCUGCCUUUGAAGUGGUAGUGUGAUGUCCAGGCUGCCCGAUCUCCAUCUUGUCCACUCUGACUAGACUGCCUUGUCCAUCCAUCCACCGAGGGUAUUAUCCAAGGACUCAGGAGCAUUUCUGCUUUGCUUUCUUUGACGCAGUGAAAUCUAGCAUGGCUUUGUAGUGUUGAGUUGAGAAAACAUCACAGAGCUUAAUAAGCAAUCUUCUUGUUUCCUAAAAAUGUGACUGCGGGACUCGGGCCAUGGUGCUGCUUGCUCCUCCUGCCAGCCAUGGAUGAAAUCACCUUCAGAAGUGACACUGUGCUGUCCGAUGUCCACCUCUACACGCCAAACCACAGACAUCUAAUGGUACGGCUCAACGCUAUGGGCCAGCCAGUGUUCCUGUCGCAGUUCAAGCUUCUGUGGAGCCGAGACGCUGAGACAGACCCUGGGGCUGAGGGUGCCCGUGACACAGAUGGCCAUGCCCAGGGGGCAGCUCCCGGAGGUGGCUGCAGCACUGAGGGCUUUUCCCUCUGGGCCGGGGCAGGGGCCCAGCUGGACGAGGACGGGGAUCUGGCUGUGAAGAGGAGGCCCCGCGCCGCCUCAGAUCCCGACCCCGCAGAGCCUCGCAGAGCCAAGGUACGGCCCAUGGUUCUGACGCAGCAGGAAGACCACGACGUCGCUGGAGGUGAUGCACAGGACAGCAGCCCCCAAGAUGUCAUCAAAAUCGAGCACACCAUGGCCACCCCGCUGGAGGAUGUUGGCAAACAGGUGUGGCGGGGUGCCCUGCUCCUGGCCGACUACAUCUUGUCCCAGCGGGACCUCUUCGAGGGCCGCACGGUGCUGGAGCUAGGCGCGGGCACCGGCCUUGCCAGCAUCGUGGCAGCCACCAUGGCACAGACCGUCUACUGCACAGAUGUCGGAGCAGACCUCCUGGCCAUGUGCCAGCGGAACAUUGCCCUCAACAGCCACCUGGCAGCUGCAGGUGGCACAGUGAAGGUCAAAGAGCUGGACUGGCUGAAGGAUGAGCUCUGCACAGAUCCCGAGGUCCCGUUCAGUUGGUCGGAAGAGGACAUCUCUGACCUGUAUGCUCACACCACGGUGCUGCUCGCCGCUGAAGUGUUUUACGACGAUGACUUAACGGAUGCCCUGUUUAAGACGCUGUCCCGGCUCGCUCACAGGUUCAGAAAUGCCUGCACAGCCAUCCUGUCAGUGGAGAAGAGGCUCAACUUCACGCUGCGACACCUGGAUGUGACAUGUGAAGCCUACGACCACUUCCGUGCCUCACUAGAGGCUCUGGAGAGGCUGGCGGGCGGCCCGCUGCGCUUCAUGGUGGAGCCCGUGGAGGCCUCCUUCCCACAACGGCUGCUCUAUGAGCGCAUCCAGCAGCUGGAGCUCUGGAAGAUCGUCGCAGAGCCCGCUACGUGACCCAUAGCCUUGACCCAGCACAGCGCCCUGCCACGUGACUAGUAACCUCAACCCGGCAU
Ochotona princeps (American pika) is the source of this 1889-nucleotide messenger RNA. RefSeq names its product methyltransferase 22, Kin17 lysine (gene METTL22). NCBI's taxonomy places the organism in Eukaryota, Metazoa, Chordata, Mammalia, Lagomorpha, Ochotonidae. Gene Ontology annotation, molecular function: protein methyltransferase activity. Bases 694 to 1830 code for a protein of 378 amino acids. The record is from RefSeq and is a predicted model, not a curated record. Gene Ontology annotation, biological process: protein methylation. The transcript has 11 exons. Gene Ontology annotation, cellular component: nucleus.